AUGAGUCUUGUUGAAAGAGUUGUGUUUUUUAUGGUUUUGGCUGCUUUAUGUGUUGGUUCAAUGGCUGAAGUUUACAAGGUUGGUGAUGACAAUGGAUGGACUGCUAAAGAACACAUGCCUGAUUACGAAGAAUGGUCUGCUUCAAAAGCCUUCAAAAUUGGCGAUUCCAUUGUUUUCGAGUACGAUCCGGAGUGGCACAAUGUGGUCCAAGUGACUCACGAGGACUACAGGAAAUGCAACGCUUCAUCACCAAUCAAAGAAAACUAUUAUUGGGGCUCACAUUCUAUUAGAGGGGCCUCACCUAAUAAGACAAAAAUGGUCAAAACCUUCACUUCUGGCAAAGAUACAAUUCCAAUUAAGGCUGAGGGACACUUAUUCUACAUCUGUGGAGUUCCUGAACACUGUAAAAUGGGACAAAAAGUUGAUAUUAGAGUUGUUGCUCUUGAUAGACUUGAUAUUGGAGUACUUGCUGAUCGUGCUACCCCUGCACCUCCAACUUCACCAUCAGUCAGUGCUCCAACUCCUUCACCGAACAGUGUUAUGUCUAUUUCUAAGGGUUUUACUGGAAAAUUGGGUUUCGUUAUCCUUGCUGUGUGCGACGCCCCAACCUAA
Molecule: messenger RNA, 612 nt
Organism: Papaver somniferum (opium poppy)
Lineage: Eukaryota; Viridiplantae; Streptophyta; Magnoliopsida; Ranunculales; Papaveraceae
Product: chemocyanin-like
Exons: 3
Coding region: 1-612 (203 amino acids)
Cellular component (GO): plasma membrane
Molecular function (GO): electron transfer activity
Source: RefSeq, a predicted model, not a curated record